Molecule: messenger RNA, 1566 nt
Organism: Daucus carota subsp. sativus
Lineage: Eukaryota; Viridiplantae; Streptophyta; Magnoliopsida; Apiales; Apiaceae
Product: polyadenylate-binding protein 2
Exons: 7
Coding region: 9-1214 (401 amino acids)
Cellular component (GO): nucleus; ribonucleoprotein complex; cytosol
Molecular function (GO): poly(U) RNA binding; poly(A) binding; mRNA 3'-UTR binding
Source: RefSeq, a predicted model, not a curated record
GUUAUGAAAUGUAUUUUGGGACGGAGGGAGUAUCAAAAAAUAAAAUUGGGCGAGGGAAUGAUUUACGCACGAAGAAGACAAAAGGAAGAAUGUCGCCGGCGGUGACGUUAUAUGUCGGUAAUUUGGGUUCAAGCGUAACUAGUAAAGAGUUGAGUUACCACUUCCAUGAUCAUGCCCCUGAUUGUUAUGUGAAUUUUUGCGUGAUUGUUAAGGAUUCUCAAAUCGACAAGUCUCUCGGCUAUGGCUUUGUCGAAUUUGAUAAUCACAAUGAAGCUGCGGAAGCGAUGGAGCUGUUGAAUUCCACUUGGCUUAAGAACAAGCCUAUUCAUGUUCUCUUUUCGCCUUUCCAUAACGAUCUUUCACCAUCUGUUAUUUUCAUCAAAAACUUGCCCAAAUCAGUCACCCGAAAAGCCUUGUUUCAUGUACUAAAAAUUUAUGGAAAUAUCAUUUCCAUCAACUUAGCUACCGAUGCUUCUGGCUAUGCAACUGUCCGCUUUGAUUGUGUAGAAGCUGCUCAGUCUGCCAUAACACACUUGAAUGGCAGCAGACUUUUCCACAAAAGCAAGAGACUUCACGUUUCUUCAUUUCUCAUGGUCGAACAAUAUGGAUUCCCCGAGCGUGCUUAUAAUAAACUCAAUCUUUCAAUUACCUCUGAUGUAUCCAAACAAUAUAUCACCGACACACUUUCCCCCUUUGGAAAUGUUACCAGUGUUUGCAUAAAGAGGUUACUACCAAAAGAUGCACUCUUUGCAGCUGUCACCUUUGAGGAUUCCAAAGCUGCUGACAGAGCUGCCGCUGCACUUCAGCCGCCUUCUCUUCCCUUGCUUUAUAUUGGCAGAAUUCAUGAAGAGACCUCUACUUUUAGACCUCUUGGUGAGAUCGACGCCAAAAUGGUCGUCAGCAAACAUCUUCAUCUUAACCUCUUUCAAGCUCAGGAAGAAGAUGAACAACAAAACACAGAAACCUCACAGGCACAGGCGCAGGCAGAGUUCUUUCAUAUGCUUCCAGUCCCAUUGGAAUCUACUGGUGGAGCUUUCUCGGCGAACACCCCUCUACCUCUCCCAAUUUACUCUCCUCCUGUGAUGUACCCGUUCCCUGGUCCUGGUUUUGGACAACAAGCGCUCUACCCAGAAGCUCUUCCUACUCCAUAUACGCUCCAACAGCCCGAAUUUGGGCAGCAUCAGCAACUUUUUCCUAGUAUGUGGCCGUAUUAGGCCACCCAUGGGGCUGCGAUGUCAUAAUGGGUUUCCAGAUGCACAGGGAAAGCCUCCACCCUAUUGUUGACCAUUUAUGGGCCAGCGUCAGUGAGGAUGAUCAUGCUGCUAGGAAGGCAAAAUUUGUGGAGGCCCUUGGUGUUUGAGGAAAGCUUGACAAUCUAACCCCAGCUGGGCUUUGCAAUUAAACAUUAGAACUUGCUCUGUAAUUACUAAUUUGCUUUAACAAAAAAACUUUGCCUAAUUUAUGUUUGUGAUGUAUGAAUUUCAAUUUGAACGUGUCAAAGUAACAACUACAUGUAUGUCUGUAUCCUUUUUAUUUUAUACUGUCACUAUGUUAUUUGGAACCUAA